UUCUGCACGGACAUGUGGAAACUCUUCCUAAUGGCAAUACUGGCAGCCAGCAUGUUGACCAUGAUCCACAGCAGCCUCCUCGAUUUCAAAUUCAUGAUCCGGAGAAUUACUGGGAAAAGUGCCCUCAUUUCCUACAAUGGGUAUGGAUGCCACUGUGGACUGGGUGGGAGAGGGCAGCCUCUGGAUAAGACAGACUGGUGCUGUCAUGCCCAUGAUUGCUGCUAUAAGGAGUUAACCAAACAGAGCUGUCACCCAUUUUUUGAUGAUUAUCAAUACUCCAUCAUCAACGAAGACGUUAUGUGCUGGAAUACAACUAACUCCACCUGUGCAAAGCAAGCGUGUGACUGUGACCGGACAGCGGUCCUGUGUUUCAGAAAGGAAGCAAGCAGCUAUAACAAAGGAUACCGUUAUUACUUCAAUUUCUUCUGCAAAGGAUCUACCCCCAGUUGCUAA
This is a messenger RNA of Terrapene triunguis (Three-toed box turtle), 453 nucleotides long. It is a transcript of the gene PLA2G2F, whose product is annotated as phospholipase A2 group IIF. NCBI's taxonomy places the organism in Eukaryota, Metazoa, Chordata, Testudines, Emydidae. Gene Ontology annotation, biological process: arachidonate secretion; phospholipid metabolic process; lipid catabolic process. The record is from RefSeq and is a predicted model, not a curated record. The transcript has 4 exons. Gene Ontology annotation, molecular function: phospholipid binding; calcium ion binding. Bases 13 to 453 code for a protein of 146 amino acids.